AUGGCGACCAAUGGCUCAAGUGACGUGUGGGUCUGGGACCCUCUGAGUGAAACAGCUGACUUCGUUCAUCCAGGAGAGCUCCCCAAUGAUCGGCAGGUGGCCAAGACUCGGCUCAUCAAUGGGGUCUCGGGUCCUUUUUUGGCGAAGAUUACACCAGUGAUUCUGGCAGGUUACAACCAAGGCCAAGGCAUAGCUACGGUCGAACGUGAUGGUGGCCGAAUGGAGGAGGUGCCCAAAAGUCGGGUGCUCCCUUGGUGCGAAGGCUUAUUGAUGCUCCAAGCCCUCAGGGCUUCACGUCUUGAGGUCCAAUGGUUCACUCGCAACUUGGAACACUUGCUGAAUGUGCAACUUUCCACCAAGAUGUCCGGGCUAUGCGCACAUGUCUAUGUGCAAGAGCGACUCUUGAACGAAGCAGUCACAGGUGCCAGAUACCAAGACAUGAAUCGAGUCACCCACAACUUUCGUCGCCGGGGCUUGCUGCAAAAAGAGAAUCCGAAGGAUCCAGCAACCCAAGAGGAGGUCCUUGGAUUUUGGAAGAUCGAGAAAAUCGCCGGCUACAUGCCACCCUGGGAAGCGUAUCACGAGUUCGGCAUCUACCAGGAUUUCUACCUUAUUCACUGGGAACAUCCCUUUUCUGAUGUGGAUUACUCCAGGACUGAGAAUGGAUUCUGUACGCUGGGUGCAACCUGGGAGCCUGAUGAAUGUCUUCCACCCCAACUCGACCGCAUCAGACUACGAGAGAAGAAAUCCUGGAUCGAGCGGCGAAAAGACGCAGAGGUCCGAAUGGUUCUGGAGGCCAAGAACGGUGGCCGGAAGCGUCAAAGAGUCAGCUGCCAUGCGCAGACCCCCGUGGCGAAGUUCUGUCGACGCGGUCAGCCUUUGCUCCGGGACCUCUUUCGCUUCAAGGUGGGACAUGAUUUUCAUCCAGAGGAAGUCGAGGACAACAUCCGGACAGGAUGGCCAUUGAAUGCCCAUGAGUAUCCGGAGGGCUAUGGGGUUGCAGCUCCGCCUGGCUUUUGCAGAAAAAGAUGCAAUUGCAUGGAUGAUGGUCGCGUGCAGGACAGGUGGGAAAUGGAGAAGCCGUGGCUUGAGGAACCUGCAAGAAGUCGGGCGGUUGACACAGUCAUCCACAACUUGUCCAACCAAUUGCCUGCCUUUGUGAGGCGUCGAGGUCAAGUGACCAACUUGUAUCUUGUUCCAAGAGGCCCAAAGGUUUGGCGUUUUUUUUUCUGA
Messenger RNA from Cladocopium goreaui, 1233 nucleotides. NCBI's taxonomy places the organism in Eukaryota, Dinophyceae, Suessiales, Symbiodiniaceae. The record is from the annotation of a GenBank genome assembly.